GCAGUGCGGUACGAUCAUUAUGGACCGCUGCCUUGUUGAUAAGAGUGAGAUUUAGUAUAGUCCUCGAAAUAAUUUGGAUGAACUAAAUUGCGUCUCAUAUCAUAAAAAAGUGUUCUGUGUAUAAAACAAAAAUAAAAGGAAGAGACCAUAGGAACCAGAAAAGCCAGUCCGAAAAUACACAUAUAAAGUUCCUUUUGCCUCAGGCAGCGUGGUCGGUUCCUCCUCGCCGUCAAAACAGCGAUUGUCCGCCAGUUGAAAGCGCCCGAUGACAGACGAAAAAAGAACGGAUUUAAAACUUUCGGCUGCCGGAUACUUCUAGACCCUGAGAACGCGGGAUGAAGAGUAAAAUGCCAAGUUUUAGUCUCCUCUAAAGGCUCAUUCAAUUGAAAACCGCCAAAGAACAAAUUUACAGGGAAAUGUUUCAGGCAUUACCUCACCCUGGGAUCUUGUAAACAAACGCCUUGGGUAGAGGAAUAUCAGCGCACCCACGCGAUGAAUAACUCUGCUCAGUCAUAGUGUGACUGCGAGCAAAGACCGCCAUGGCUCCACGCGUUACGAAGAGACGCCUUGCCAGUGCUUUAUUCCUGUUGCUGUUCCUGUCGCUGUAUAUGUCACAGGGCGAAGAAAGUGGCAUUCCAAGCGACGGCAGUUUGGAGAUGCGACGUAGGAUGCCGGUGAAGAAGGAUAGGAAAGAUCUGAUUGAAUCUGUGACGCUGCCAGACAGGUGGAACACAUCAAAGGCGCACCUGGAGGAGCUGAAUGCAAGGCGCCAACACGUGCAAGAGACCUGCAGGAAACUCGGUCUCGACCACCCUUCGCCAACCAAUAAACUCAACGCGUGGGAGUUCCUUUACAACAAGGAGUACAACCUCUUGUGGUGCAACGUGUUCAAGGCGGCGUCAUCCACGUGGUUUUGGAAUUUCAACCUUCUCGCCGGAUACACAGAGAAGCAACUGGUGAAGGCUAAAGCGGCGCCGGUCGAAUUGGCAAGAAAGCGCUAUCCCAGACCCACCGUUGAUGAAGUCCAGGAAAUAAUGGCAAAUAAUCCUUCACCCAUUUCAUUCAUGAUCACUAAGCACCCUUUUCUACGUCUCGUCUCUGCUUACCGUAACAAGAUUCUUGCCGGAAACGCAAUAUACACUCCCCUUUUCAAGAAGAUUUACCGAAAGUACAAACACUUAGGCCCUCCGGUACCCAGGCGAAUGAAGGACGGAAGUCUUGCGGGCACGGGUAUCUCUCCUUCUUUCAGCCAGUUCGUUCAGUAUAUAUUAGACAAGGAGGCGAACGGGAAGUCCCUAGAUAUGCACUGGAUUCCACAGUCUAGAUUUUGCACUCCCUGCCUGGCGAAUUUUAGCAUUUAUGCAAAGACGGAGACAUUAGACGAAGACGGAAAUCACAUAAUAUUUUCCUCAGGGAUCAAUCACGUGAUCAAGCCGAAGACGAUCAACCGCUCAGUCGAUGUUCCAACGUCCAAGGUGGCGCACGUGUUCAUUUGCCAGCUCUCUGAACAGCAGUUUGACGACCUGGUUAAGCUGUACCAGUACGACCUGCAGUUGUUCCAGUACGACGUGGAACCAUUUCGGAAUUGUACCACGUAGCGAUGGCGUGGUUUGAGUGAGUCCUUUGCUUAGGGAGUGUUAAGGGGAAAAAUGUGUUGUUUCGUUAUAUUUUUUUAAGGGAGAAGGGUGGGGAUGUUUGUUAUUUAUUCUAUCGUUAAAGAAAGGAAAUAUUUUGUUUAGUGUAUGUGCCGUGUAUGUGCGACAAUAAAUAUAUAUGUAUAUUGUAUAUAUAUCAAGUCAUUAGCUAAAUAGUCCUUUAUUAUGUGUAAGAAUAAGAGGUCCUGUAAAAGCUUUGUGGUGUAACCAAACAACAUAGUCAUUUAAAUAGGCUGGACUUUUUUUUAUUAUUAUUUAUUUAUAUUGAUUUAUCAUUAUUUUUUAUUACUAUUAUAAAUAUAUAUAUAUUAUUACUGAUUUAUUAAUUAUUUUGCGUUGCUCGAAAUUGGAGCAAAUUCUUAAAAUAAUUACUCUUGUCGAUGUUAAUUGAAGUUAAACAAUCCUGAACUAUAUGAUAAUAGUUUUCUUUUUUUGAAUUUCACAAUAAAAACGGACUUGUA
This is a messenger RNA of Penaeus vannamei (Pacific white shrimp), 2116 nucleotides long. Its product is annotated as carbohydrate sulfotransferase 11. Lineage: Eukaryota; Metazoa; Arthropoda; Malacostraca; Decapoda; Penaeidae. Gene Ontology annotation, cellular component: membrane. The record is from RefSeq and is a predicted model, not a curated record. Gene Ontology annotation, biological process: carbohydrate biosynthetic process. Gene Ontology annotation, molecular function: sulfotransferase activity.